CAUGCUUUUGUAUGAGAAUAUGGAUGUCUAUCAGCGCGAGCUGUACGACAUAGUCAAGGAGGACGAGGGUAAAGAGCUCUGUCUGGAAGCACGCGAGAUUGACGACCACGACACACUGGGGCUUGCCGAAGCACUUCAAGUGAACACGAAGCGGGCAGAUCUCAGUCUGGGUCAGAAUCAGAUUGGCUGCGCUGGAGCAGGCGCGAUCGCUGAGGCACUCAAAGUGAACACGACGCUGGUUCGGCUCUCUCUGGACGACAAUCAGAUUGGCGACGCUGGAGCGCAAGCAAUCGCCGAGGCACUCAAGGUGAACACGGGGCUGGAGACGCUCGAUCUGAACUGGAAUCGGAUUGGCGCUGCUGGAACGCAGGCGAUUGCUGAAGCACUCAAGGUGAACAAGACGCUGACUAAUCUCGAUCUGUCGGAUAAUCAGAUGGGAGAUGUUGGGGCGCAGGCGAUCGCUGAGGGUCUCAAAGUGAACACAACGCUUGACACGCUCAAUUUGGCCUCGAAUACAAUUGGCGAAGCGGGAGUGAUCGCUGAGGCACUCAAAGUGAACACGAGGCUGACUCAGCUCCGGCUGGGCGAGAAUCGGAUUGGCGAUGCUGGAGCGCAGGCAAUUGCUGAAGCACUCAAGGUCAAUCCGACGUUGCGUGAGCUCAUGCUGGGUAGUAAUCGGAUUGGCGACGCUGGAGCGCAGGCAAUCGCUGAAGCACUCAAGGUCAAUCCGACGUUGCGUGAGCUCGUGCUGGGUAGUAAUCGGAUUGGCGACGCUGGAGCGCAGGCAAUCGCUGAAGCACUCAAGGUCAAUCCGACGUUGCGUGAGCUCGUGCUGGGUAGUAAUCGGAUUGGCGACGCUGGAGCGCAGGCGAUUGCUGAGGUACUCAAGCCGAACACGGCGAUGACUUGGCUCGGCUUGGGAGGGAAUCAGAUUGGCCCUCUUGGAGCGCAGGCGAUUGCCGAGAUGCUCAAGGUCAACAAGACGAUGAAGAAUCUCUAUGUGGCGGGAAAUAGGUUUGGUGGUGAUGGAGCACUGGCAAUUGCUGAAGCAUUCAAGGUGAACACGACGAUGACUACACUUGAUUUGCGCGACAACCAACUUGGUGACGCCGGAGCAAUGUCGAUUGCUGGGACACUCAAAGUGAACACGACGGUGACCGGAGUCUAUCUGUGUGACAAUCAAAUUGGAAGUGCUGGAGCGCGGGAGAUUGCUUUGGCGCUCAAAGUGAACACCACGCUGACUUCGCUUGGGUUGAGAGCAAACCAAAUUACCGAAACUGGAGCGCAGGAGAUAGCGAAAGCUCUCAGAGUGAACAAAAAGCUGAAGUAUCUGGAAAACGACCUCCAGAUGAACCCUCGUGUAUUCUCCAUGUUUCCACGAUUGGCAACUGCUGACGAGGUUCAGGCCGUGUUUCGCUUGCUGACCAGCAGCCCGAAGCUAAAGGUUGGAUCGAAAUCUCUGCCUGCACUGCCAGCCGAGGUGGCCGAGAUCAUUAUGGAUCAGGCGCAGUACUGGCAGGGUGCGCAACGUACCCUGCGACUAAAAUAUGAAGAGGGUGCUCGUAUCCCUGUUCUCAUGGUCAAAGUGCCUCAGAGCGUCGAUGGAACUCCAACCCGUGUGAAAUCAGUUCAAGUGGUUCGUUACAUGCACUUGGGCGGCAACACUGGUCGCGGCUGUUGUGGCUUGAUUGCUGCAGAUGAGAAAGUUGUUGCUCGAUUCAAGCACAAGGAGCAACCGACUGUCGUCGAUGCGAAUAUCGAACUCACGACGUUCUGGCCAGUGGCGUGUCCCAACCUCCGACAAAUCCGCGCGGGUUGGAAAGUGUUCAUUCAACCCGCCCAGUAUCCCCAAGAUUUGAUUUUGGAGCGGCUGUAUGUCGGCUAUGUCUAG
Capsaspora owczarzaki ATCC 30864 is the source of this 1891-nucleotide messenger RNA. RefSeq lists its product as hypothetical. The record is from RefSeq and is a predicted model, not a curated record. NCBI's taxonomy places the organism in Eukaryota, Filasterea, Ministeriida, Capsasporidae. Gene Ontology annotation, molecular function: protein binding. The annotation marks the transcript as partial. The transcript is spliced from 17 exons.